AGUCUUAAUGUAGUAGAUUUUUUUGUGCCAAAAAUGGUGUUGAACUGGUUAAAAUUACAAUAUCAUAUUCUGUUAGAUAUUAAAAUUCUGUUGUUUUUGUAUUCAUUAUCGUAUCUAUUGUACUUUAUAUUCAUUGCUAACCCAUAAAAUUCUACACGUAUGCUUGUGGUCUUCUGUAAACUAGCAUGACAGAUCGACGAUGCUCUAGGCAGAGGCAACAUUCAGCCUCUGCAAAUUCUGCGAGUUCUUAUAGUGGGAGUGCAGAUGAGAGUUCUUAUAGUGGGAGUUCAGAGGAGAGUACACGCAUCAUACCUGAUCCACCCAUGUCAUGGUAUCCUCCAGGUCAUAGUUCGAGAGGCCCAACACUCAUGCAUGGUAGUGAUUGGAACCCAAGUGGUGGCAUUUUACAUAUUGUGCCUAAUGAGUUGAACCAAGUGGUUGACGGGUAUACACCCUUGGCCUCUCGUUUGGGUGUUUUAGCUCGAGAUGGGAACCUUAUGCCCCUCACUUAUAGAACUUGGAGCCAUGUACCGAAGGAAAACAAAGAGAGAAUUUGGAGAGAAGUAAAGGUAAAAGAAUUAUUUCAUUUUACAUAUCAAUUUUAAUCUUAAUUU
Camellia sinensis is the source of this 614-nucleotide messenger RNA. Lineage: Eukaryota; Viridiplantae; Streptophyta; Magnoliopsida; Ericales; Theaceae. The record is from RefSeq and is a predicted model, not a curated record.